AUGAUGAUGAUACUUCUCUUGUGCUUCAUAUUUUUCAUUGCCAUUCUCUUCAUAAAAAAACAAACGACAGGGAAGAAAAGCAACAAAUGGCCAUCACCCCCGAGACUUCCGUUGAUCGGAAACCUUCAUCAGCUCGGCAAACAUCCUCACCGAUCAAUGUACCACCUCAGCCAACGUUACGGAGAUCUCAUGCUUCUUCAUUUUGGCACUGUCCCCAUUCUUAUAGCCUCUUCCGCCGAUGCUGCUCGAGACGUUCUGAAGACGCAUGACCGCGUCUUCGCGAGCCGUCCACAUUCGAAAAUCUACCAUAAGCUUCUUUACGGGAGCCGUAACAUGGCCUCAGCUCCUUACGGAGAGUACUGGAGACAGAUGAAGAGUGUGAGCGUCCUCCAUCUCCUCAGCAACAAAAUGGUGCGAUCCUUCCGUGACGUGAGACAAGAAGAGCUCAGUCUCCUGAUGGAAAAGAUCCGGGAAUCGGGUUCAUCGCCGAUGAAUCUAAGCAAGCUCAUGUCGACUUUAACCAACGAUGUUAUAUGUAGAGUUGCUUUGGGACGUAAGUAUGGUGCUGGAACAGAUUUCAAAGAGAUGAUAGACAGGCUCAUGAGGCAGUUGGGUACGUUUACGGUCGGGAGUUUUGUACCGUCCCUUGCGUGGAUUGAUUGGAUCUGCGGUUUGGAUGCUCAACUGGACAAGACCGCAAAUGAUUUUGAUGAGCUCUUGGAGAAAAUUGUGCAAGAUCAUGAAGAUGGAGACGGCGAUAAGGCUGAUUUCGCCGAUGUAUUACUCGCCGUUCAGAGAGAGAAUAGCGCAGGGUUUGAGAUCAACCGGUUAAGCAUAAAGGCAAUCCUCUUGGAUGCAUUUGUGGGUGGUACAGACACAUCCUCAACGCUUUUGGAAUGGGAAAUGACAGAGCUUCUACGUAACCCUGAGUAUAUGAAAAGGCUUCAAGAAGAGGUCCAUACAGUUUGUAAGGGAAGAACAAGUGUUUCGGAAGACGACAUUCAAGACAUGAGCUACUUAAGAGCAGUGAUCAAAGAGACACUCAGGCUGCAUCCACCAGUUCCAUUGAUGGUUCCUCACGAGUCAACAGAAGAUGACAUACUGAGAGGUCACCACGUACCGGCCGGUACGCAGGUUAUGAUCAAUCUCUGGGCGGUCGGGAGAGAGGUUGCGACGUGGGGACCAGACGCGAAUGAGUUCAAACCGGAGAGGCAUUUGGAUUCGCCUGCUGAUUUCCGGGGUCAGGAUUUUGAGCUGAUUCCGUUCGGAGCAGGGAGAAGGAUGUGCCCGGGGAUAUCAUUUGCUGUGGUGCUGAAUGAGGUGGUUUUGGCUAACUUGAUGCAUGGGUUUGACUGGGGAUCCACAGAAGAUCAUGAGACCGAAGUUGCUGAAUCAAUCGGUGCCGUGAUUCGCCGCAUGUCCCCUCUUUACGUGACUGCAUCCCCUACUACUUGA
Microthlaspi erraticum is the source of this 1455-nucleotide messenger RNA. The record is from the annotation of a GenBank genome assembly. NCBI's taxonomy places the organism in Eukaryota, Viridiplantae, Streptophyta, Magnoliopsida, Brassicales, Brassicaceae.